UGGCGCUGCCGGUGCGUGUCUGUGUUCCUAAGGGGAGCGAGCGAGAGAGGGAGGCCGGUUUGGUGAUGGCGGCGCCUCUUCGGUUUCUGGCGCUCGGCUGCCUGGCUGCGCUGCUCUGCUGGGAGCACAGCGGCGUGGGAGGGCAAAAGAGAAAAGAGAUGGUACUUUCUGAAAAAGUAAGCCAGUUGAUGGAGUGGGCCAGCAAAAGAUCUGUGAUUCGACUGAAUGGUGACAAAUUCCGUCGACUUGUAAAAGCACCACCAAGAAACUACUCUGUGAUUGUGAUGUUCACUGCUCUUCAACCUCAGAGACAAUGUGUUGUGUGCAAGCAAGCCGACGAAGAGUACCAGAUCCUGGCAAACUCCUGGCGGUACUCAAAUUUCUUCACCAACAGGGUCUUUUUUGCCAUGGUGGACUUUGACGAAGGUUCUGAUGUCUUUCAGAUGCUAAACAUGAACUCGGCUCCAACCUUUAUUAACUUCCCACCGAAAGGGAAACCGAAAAGAGGCGACACUUAUGAGCUCCAAGUACGAGGCUUUGCUGCGGAACAGCUGGCUCGCUGGGUAGCUGAUAGGACCGAUGUCAACAUCCGCGUGAUAAGACCUCCAAACUACGCGGGCCCCUUGAUGCUGGGACUGCUGCUGGCUGUUAUUGGUGGCCUGGUGUACUUGAGGAGAAGCAACCUGGAUUUUCUUCAUAACAAGACCGGCUGGGCUUUUGCGGCUUUGUGUUUUGUUCUAGCAAUGACAUCAGGCCAAAUGUGGAAUCACAUCAGAGGGCCUCCGUAUGCUCACAAGAAUCCUCACACAAGCCAAGUGAACUACAUCCAUGGGAGCAGUCAAGCUCAGUUCGUGGCUGAAACGCACAUUGUUCUGUUGUUCAACGCAGGCGUUACUCUUGGGAUGGUGCUCCUGCAUGAGGCUGCGACCUCCGACAUGGAAGUAGGGAAGCGGAAAAUCAUGUGUGUUGCUGGCAUUGGCCUAGUGGUGGUCUUCUUCAGCUGGCUGCUCUCCAUAUUUCGGUCUAAAUACCAUGGCUAUCCAUACAGCUUCCUAAUGAGUUAAAAAAAAAAUGCUGCAGUUGUGCUGUUCAUAUGGAGUGGAACAGAAGCAUUCAAUCGGCGUGGAUCAUGCUACCUCUAUUUGAAAUGAAUGAGACUGUUGCACACCAAACCAAAGAUGUUUAGUGCCUUGACAAGAUAAGCAAUUUGCCCUGUAAGCUACGGGGAGUAUUACUACACAUUCACGUUCUCCAUUUAUCUGUAAGCCUACUGUACUCUAGAAUUUAGGAUCUGGACUCUUUGUUUCGAAUUAGUUUAAAGGAACUAACUUUAACUCCUCAGCCACAACUUAAAAGAGAGCCUCAUUACCCAGAUGCAAGGGCCUCCCAAUCCCGACCCCUCCCCACCACUCACCUGCAGUUCCCUGCAGUGCGCCCCAGCACAUGUCUGAAGUGCCACACACACACUCACCCCUGAGAUUCUGAUCUGGGCGGUGCUGCCUUCAGAAGUGGGGGGCGGGGGGGGGGAGAAAGCCAGGUCAGAAGUAAUAGUCUGUCACUGCCAUGUCUCUAGCACUGAUGGGGAUUUGAAUCUGCUGCCAGCCCAUUCAAUUGUAUGUGCUAUUCUUUUGCACAUCCAUGCGGUAUGCCCCUCACUGUAAGGGCAGAGAUUCAGAGUCCCUCCAGAUUGGUGAGGCUUCUCUCUGGGCUUCCAUGCAGCACCCUGGAAUAAGAAGCUGCUGCCGGACCUCCCGGGGAGGUGGGGGCUGGGGGUGGGGUGGGAUGAUGGAUAACUGAACUCCCUCUGAAGAACCAAGACCAGUGUGAUUUAAAACAAAUUCUGAGCUUCCCUCAGAAUGCUAAGACUUUUUCUUCUCCUUCCUUCUCCUCCUCCUCUUAAGAGAGGGGAUAUCUCUUUGAAUAAAGCUUUCAUUUUAUGAGGCCACCUUUUAAAUCUUACCCUGGUAAACCGGCUGAAGACUCCUCUUGUCUGCAUCACCGUGUCUGCUGUCCUAGGGACUAGAUGGAAGGUUUGAGGACUUCUCAACCCCCCACAGCCCACCCUUUUCUGUGCAUUCAGGAUCUGGGGGUGGGGGUGGUGUCCGAGCAAUUGAAUCUCCCUCCAUGGAUCUCCAUCCUUGCUGGUUUGGGGCAAUUAAUCUUGAUACAAGUCCAGAAACUGAACAUCUUGCAUUCAGACCAGGCCAAGCAUCACGCUGGCCAGUACUGGGCUAUUGGGGCUUGCAGCUGUGACACGCCAUUGGUUUUCUUACCUCUAAAUACAGAGGAAGUGUGUGGAGGGAGAGAGAAGCUCUAAAGACAAUGUGAUUUUAACCUUGUUUUGCAAUGGGGAGCCUUGAAAGAGAUGGCUGUCUUCUGCUUCAGCUACUACUGUCUUUUCCACGAGCAAAGAUGCAUGUGCCAUUUGGAUCUUUCUCCUCUUCAUCCAUUCAAGGGAAGUGCUGUGCUUGGUUUCCAGACUGUGGCCCAGAUGUGUCUGGGAAUAGUUAAGCGUUCUUGAAAUGGAUUGGCAGGAGCCCCAGCUGCUUGGCUUGAUAACUCUGAUACCUUCAAGGCAGGCCUAACUCUGGCGGUACAGAACCAGUACGUUGUUUCCCCAAAGGGGGUGAGAGGACAAGAAGCAGAGUGUUAUGAAAGUGAAUGAGAGGGAACGACUGCUGUGUCCAGCCAAGUAGUUUUUCUCUUAUGCAAGUUUGCUACACUUAAUUACAUUUCCAAGUGCCUUAACACAAUUUGUCUAUUUUUGGGGGUAUUGAUUCUGGAAAUACUUUUAAAAGUGCAUUUUUAUACAGCUCAGAGCAUCCUCUUGUAGCAUGGAAAUUGAAAUGACUGAUUUGGUUUGGGUCGACUUUCAAUAAAUACUAAACAGAC
Molecule: messenger RNA, 2892 nt
Organism: Hemicordylus capensis (graceful crag lizard)
Lineage: Eukaryota; Metazoa; Chordata; Lepidosauria; Squamata; Cordylidae
Gene: MAGT1
Product: magnesium transporter 1
Exons: 10
Coding region: 66-1064 (332 amino acids)
Cellular component (GO): oligosaccharyltransferase complex
Source: RefSeq, a predicted model, not a curated record